Molecule: messenger RNA, 2137 nt
Organism: Megalobrama amblycephala (Wuchang bream)
Lineage: Eukaryota; Metazoa; Chordata; Actinopteri; Cypriniformes; Xenocyprididae
Gene: gabrr3a
Product: gamma-aminobutyric acid type A receptor subunit rho3a
Exons: 11
Coding region: 239-1657 (472 amino acids)
Biological process (GO): regulation of membrane potential; signal transduction; chemical synaptic transmission
Cellular component (GO): synapse; membrane; GABA-A receptor complex
Molecular function (GO): extracellular ligand-gated monoatomic ion channel activity; neurotransmitter receptor activity; GABA-A receptor activity
Source: RefSeq, a predicted model, not a curated record
GGUAGACGUCUUUAGUAGAGCACCGAAUCAGCCCAGAGGGAUCGGUGUCAAUGGAGAUUGUCCUGAUGGGAGCUGGAGGACAUAAAUUGUUUUUUACAAAAAAACAAUUCAAUUUAAUAAUAAUAAAAAAGUUAGUGUACUUGGUUUCCAAGGAGACAACAGUAUCAUGCAUGAUGACAUGCAUGGGACAUGAUGUGUGGAAAAAGAGAAUCAAGAUCCUGGAGCUCAGGCCUCGGCCAUGAACUUUGCUCUCACGACACUGAGGCUGAUGUGCCUGGCCUGGCUGUGGCCCGUCGCCCUGCUCAAAGGAAGCAACACGCAAAACCAGCGCAGGCACAAGGACGUCUACCUGGGUGAAAACACACGGCACAAACAUGGAGGACGAAUAGACUUUAAAAUGAAGAAGUCUGACAGCACCAAAUCUUUGCUGAUUAAAUCAGAGCAGCUCUUGCGAAUCGAGGAUCACGAUUUCGCCAUGAGGCCUGGUUUUGGAGGUUCAGCUAUUCCAGUGGGCAUCGACGUGCAGGUGGAGAGCAUUGAUAGCAUUUCAGAGGUCAAUAUGGACUUUACCAUGACCUUGUACCUUAGACAUUACUGGCAGGACGACAGACUGGCCUUCCCCUCCAGCAAUAACAAAAGCCGAACAUUUGAUGCUCGGCUGGUGAAAAAGAUCUGGGUGCCAGACGUCUUCUUCGUUCACUCCAAGCGUUCUUUCAUUCAUGACACCACCAUGGAAAACAUCAUGCUCCGAGUCUAUCCAGAUGGAAACAUUCUUUACAGCGUCAGAAUCACAGUGACGGCUCUCUGCUCUAUGGACUUCAGCAGGUUUCCUCUAGACACACAGAACUGCUCUCUAGAGCUGGAGAGUUACGCGUACAAUGAGAACGACCUCAUGCUCUAUUGGAAGAAUGGGAACGAUUCAUUAAGGACUGACGAGAUUGCACUCUCGCAGUUUUUUAUUGAAGAAUUCCACCCUUCCUACGGGCUAGCCUUCUACAGCAGCACCGGCUGGUAUAACAGGCUGUACAUAAACUUCAUCCUCAGGAGACACAUAUUUUUCUUCAUGCUGCAGACGUACUUUCCCACAAUGCUUAUGGUCAUGCUCUCCUGGGUCUCCUUCUGGAUCGACAGGAGAGCUGUACCGGCACGUGUCUCUCUAGGAAUCACAACCGUUCUGACCAUGUCUACUAUAAUAACGGGUGUCUCAGCAUCAAUGCCUCAGGUGUCUUAUGUGAAGGCGGUGGACAUCUACCUUUGGGCCAGUUUCCUCUUCGUUUUCCUGUCAGUCAUCGAGUAUGCUGCCGUGAACUACUUCACUACAGUGGAAGAGAUGAAAAAACUUCAGAAAGGAAAGCUUCCAGUUUCCUACAACGCAACCCAGGCUAUGGCCUACGAUGGCUGUUUUCACGAUGACAUAGAUGUAUCGCCUUUCCCCGAGCUCCCCACCACACCCAGCACCACACGGACCAUCCCGCCCAGAGCCUCCUCCACUGAGCCCCCGCCCACCGAAGGCACGAGACUUUGGAGGAAACGUUCAAUGGGCAAAAACAUCAGAUUCAUAAUGAGCAACAGCUACAUGAUUGACUCGUACUCCAGAAUCCUCUUUCCAGUGGCAUAUCUUCUCUUCAACAUCAUCUACUGGUGUAUCUACUCCUGAUUAUAUAGCUUGGGUUUUUCUGAUCAGUCGCUGUAAUAAGUCCAGGAUAAGCUACAGUACUGUUAUUGCACAAGACAAAUGGACAAACGAUUGCAAUAAGCACAAGUGACCUGACAAAGUGGACAGUGUUGAUAAAAUGCUACUGGAGAAAGAUCCAUAUGGACGUUUGAUAUGGUUCACGUGUAAAAAAAAAAUCUCUUAAGAGACAUUUUAAACAUUUUGUAUUUCUUAUAGCAUUUGAAGGAAUGUCUUUUGUCAUAAAUGAACUCUCAAACACAAGGAGCAUGUUCAUCUCAUUCAAGGAUAUACUGUACAAAUGGCUGCUUAUGACUUUUCCGAUGAGAUCCAUCCACCAUCCCAGCUUUAUCUACUCAACUCGGGUCUCUUUCUCAAGCCAACCCAUGUGGAAACCAAGACAACCUGCUUUAUAUGAUUAAUAAUUAUAUGAACAUGUGAACUCAAUAAAAUAAAUUAAAUAAA